AUGGGGAAUUGUCAAGCCAUAGAUAAUGCAAGUCUGGUAAUACAGCAGCCUUCCGGCAGAGUAGAUAAAAUGUAUACAGGCGUCCCUGCUAGUGAUAUCAUGAAAACCAACCCUGGCUAUUAUGUUGCUCUUCUUCUCACCACCACUCUCUAUCCACCUUCCUCCAACAACCAACCGCUUCGCAUCACUCGAAUUAAGCUUCUCCGCCCCACUGAUAAUCUUCUUCUUGGUCAUACUUACAGGCUUCUCAGUUCACAAGAGGUGAUGAAAGGGCUGUGGGCCAAAAAGUAUGCAAAGAAGCAGAACAAACAAGCACCAGCAUCUGGGGAGGAAGUGAUCAGUUCAAGCUCAGAGUUUGAUAAUUUUGCUGCUGCUGCCGCAACAAAACAGGUGAUAAAUCAUGAUAGACACCGAACAAAGACAUCAUCAUCCGCAAACUCUGCAACAGCCAGACCUAAAGGAUGGCAUCCCUCACUGCACAGCAUCAAUGAGGCAGCAAGCUGAUCCAUUAACGUAUAGCAGCAGACAUUAAGCUUCAUUAAUCCGGUGACAUGGAUAUCUACCGAGUGUUUGGUGGUAAAUAAGAAUAGAUCUAUCAAGUCCAGACAUGUCGAAGAUGACCCUGUCAAUGGCUAUUAUCUAGUGUAGUGCAAUGUAAAUAAUAGUCAAGGUUGCUCAAUCUUACCUCCAUGUAAACUUCUACUGGUCAUUUUUUUUCUUUUACAUAUUUCGCUUGUCCAGAAACGUAUUUGCAACUAAAGAGACUGCAGAAUGUAUGCAUAUUGUGUUGCACAUUA
Daucus carota subsp. sativus is the source of this 797-nucleotide messenger RNA. RefSeq lists its product as uncharacterized. The transcript is spliced from 3 exons. The record is from RefSeq and is a predicted model, not a curated record. The coding region runs from base 1 to 504 and encodes 167 amino acids. Lineage: Eukaryota; Viridiplantae; Streptophyta; Magnoliopsida; Apiales; Apiaceae.